Molecule: messenger RNA, 7793 nt
Organism: Maylandia zebra (zebra mbuna)
Lineage: Eukaryota; Metazoa; Chordata; Actinopteri; Cichliformes; Cichlidae
Gene: plcl2
Product: phospholipase C like 2
Biological process (GO): phosphatidylinositol-mediated signaling; phosphatidylinositol metabolic process; release of sequestered calcium ion into cytosol
Molecular function (GO): phosphatidylinositol-4,5-bisphosphate phospholipase C activity
Source: RefSeq, a predicted model, not a curated record
GUGUGGGGGGGUUGUUAUUAUUGUUAUUACAGUUAAAUGGACCGUAAUGGAGUCGCUGUGUGUGCGAACUUGUGCAGAAAUGCACAAGAAAGCAUGCACAUAAAUGGGGAAAAACCGGCUGUAUUUGCUGCAUUUGUGAUGACAGCCUGUAGUGAUUGCAAGUUAACAUCCGCUUUCAGCGCACUGCUGAACGCCUUCUGUACAAAAGCUGCCACUGUUCACGUUGCUGUUGUUACUACUGUCAUGCUGCCUAAUUAUGCUAAUCGCUGUGGUUUCUCUCCACAGAGCACAAUGCACGGAGAAAACCCCUCUCUCUGUAGGAACCUGUCAGCUAUCUGCACCGAGAGAUGAUACGGCGUGAUUUGGUGUAAAUGUUACAUCGAGGCAAUAGGCCAGGCAGGAAAUUGGGAGUACGGCUGAAACAUACGGCUUUGUUACCCAGCAGCUCGUCAGCUUGUGUGUGUGUGAGAGAGAGAAAGGGAGCGUGUGUGUGUGCUCGAAGUGCCUAUGGCGGAGUUUGAAGAGGACGGCAGCCUGCCUCCAUUGAAUCCCGACGAUACUGCCGUGCCCAGCGACAACGCAGCUGGUAAGACGCAUUGCGAAGUGUCGGUCUUGAAUGGAGACUGUGGGAUAUCUGAAAAUAUGGUCGGCUCGGGAUCCCUCGUCGCACCUGGCAGCCAAACCGGGGUGGACAACGCCAACACCUCUGCCGGUCUGGACACCAAAUCUGAAAUACCACGCAGGAGCAGCAUUAUCAAGGAUGGAAAACAGCGGAAGGAAAGAAAGAAGACUGUCUCAUUCAGCAGCAUGCCCACUGAGAAGAAGAUUAGUAGCGCAAGUGAUUGCAUCAGUGCCAUGGUUGAUGGGUCUGAGCUCAAAAAAGUGCGAUCCAAUUCGCGCAUUUACCAUCGCUACUUUCUCCUUGACGCCGACAUGCAGUCUUUGAGAUGGGAGCCUUCAAAGAAGGAAGUAGACAAGGCUAAAAUCGAUGUAAAAUCUAUCAAAGAGGUUCGGACAGGCAAAAACACAGAUACUUUUAGAACUAAUGGAACCUAUGAUCAGAUUUCGGAGGACUGUGCUUUCUCUGUCAUUUUUGGGGAGAACUAUGAGUCCCUAGACUUGGUGGCGAACACUGCAGAUGUAGCCAACACGUGGGUCACAGGGCUGAGGUACCUGAUAUCCUAUGGGAAACAUACCUUAAAUAUGAUUGAGAGCAGUCAGAACAACAUGCGCUCAUCGUGGUUAGGUGAGCUUUUUGAUGAGGAGGAUACUACAAACAGCAAGCAACUUUCUAUAUGCACUGCUGUACAGUUAGUCAAAAAGUUGAAUCCGGGACUCAAAAAUGUGAAAAUAGAACUGAAAUUCAAGGAGCUGCAUAAAGUUAAGGACAAAUCAGGUUCGGAUGUGGCAAAAGAGGAGUUCAUUGAAGUCUUUCACGAUCUUUGUACCAGACCAGAAAUAUAUUUUCUCUUUGUUCAGUUUUCCAGUAAUAAAGAAUUUCUUGAUACCAAGGACUUAAUGAUAUUUCUGGAGGCAGAACAGGGAAUGGCACAAGUCAGCGAAGAGACCAGCUUUGACGUAAUUCAGAAAUAUGAGCCAUCGAAAGAGGGCCAGCUCAAAGGUUGGCUGUCUUUGGACGGGUUCUCUAACUAUCUUAUGUCCUCAGAGUGCCAUAUAUUUGACCCUGAACAUAAAUCAGUCUGCCAAGACGUGAACCAACCCUUGUCCCACUACUACAUCAAUGCAUCACACAACACCUACCUGAUAGAAGAUCAGUUCAGAGGCCCCUCUGAUGUGACAGGCUAUAUCCGUGCUCUCAAGAUGGGCUGCCGCAGUGUAGAGCUGGAUGUGUGGGACGGACCUGAUAAUGAACCUGUAAUUUACACUGGUCACACAAUGACCUCACAGAUAGUUUUUCGCAGUGUCAUUGACGUCAUUAACAAAUAUGCCUUUGUUGCCUCUGAGUUUCCAUUGAUACUGUGCUUAGAAAACCACUGUUCCUUGAAGCAACAGAGAGUCAUGUUCCAGCACCUAAAGAAAAUCCUUGGAGACAAGCUCCACCUAGAUCCUCCAAAACCUGAGGACUGUUACCUUCCAUCUCCUAAUGAACUAAAGGGGAAGAUCCUACUGAAGGGUAAGAAGUUGGGCACAAAUUGCACUGCUUCAGAAGGUGAGGUGACAGAUGAGGAUGAAGGGGCAGAGAUGUCUCAAAGGAUGAGCAUUGAGACUGCUGAACAACAAACAGUUGCACUCAAGAAAUUUCAGCUGUCCAAGGAGCUCUCUGAUCUGGUGACUUUGUGCAAGUCUGUGGAGUUCAAAGACUUUCCAACAUCUUUCCAAAAACAGAAGCAUUGGGAGCUGUGCUCUUUCAAUGAAGUCUUUGCCAGUCGCUGUGCCAGUGAAUUCCCAGGUGACUUUGUUAACUAUAACAAGAAGUUCCUAGCACGGGUUUACCCUAGUCCCAUGCGGAUUGACUCCAGCAACAUGAAUCCACAAGAUUUCUGGAAGUGUGGCUGUCAGAUUGUAGCAAUGAACUACCAGACUCCUGGCCUGAUGAUGGAUUUAAACAUUGGCUGGUUCCGUCAGAAUGGGAACUGUGGUUAUGUGCUGCGUCCAGCGAUCAUGAGGGAGCAGGUUUCAUAUUUCAGUGCCAACACUAAAGAUUCAGUGCCUGGUGUUUCUCCACAGCUCUUGCACAUCAAGAUUAUCAGUGGACAAAACUUUCCAAAACCCAAAGGCUCAGGUGCCAAAGGAGACGUAGUAGAUCCCUACGUGUAUGUCGAAAUACACGGCAUUCCCGCCGACUGCGCUGAGCAAAGGACUAAAACGGUCAACCAAAACGGGGACAACCCUCUGUUUGACGAGAGCUUCGAGUUUCAGAUAAACCUCCCCGAACUUGCAAUGGUGCGCUUUGUGGUGCUGGAUGACGACUAUAUUGGCGAUGAGUUUAUCGGUCAAUACACAAUCCCGUUUGAGUGUCUGCAGCCAGGUUUCCGCCAUGUUCCGCUGCAGUCUCUGACAGGGGAAGUGCUGCCACAUACCUUAUUGUUUGUUCAUGUGGCAAUAACCAAUCGAAGAGGAGGCGGCAAACCUCACAAAAGGGGGCUGUCUGUACGAAAAGGCAAGAGGAGUAGAGAGUAUGCAAGCAUGAGGGUGCUAUUGAUCAAAGCUCUGGAUGAUGUCUUCAAAACAGCCAUUCAGCCACUGAGAGAGGCAACAGACCUCAGAGAAAACAUGCAGAAUGCCAUAGCGUCCUUUAAAGAGCUGUGCGGCCUUUCAGCGGUGGCUAACCUGAAGCAGUGCAUCUUGGCCCUUUCCCCUCGACUGACUGGGCCUGACAAUAACCCCCUUCUGGUGUUCAACCUCAAUGAGCAGUACCCCAACUUAGAGCCUCAAGGCCUGCUACCAGAGGUCCUAAAGAAAGUCGUUACCACAUAUGACAUGGUAAUCCAGACCAGCAAGACGCUGCUAGAGAGCUCAGAGGGGGUGUACGAGAGAAUCCUACAAACCCAAAAAGCAGCUAUGGAAUUUCACGAGAACCUCCACGACCUGGCUGUGAAGGAAGGCUUGAAAGGCAGAAAGCUGCACAAGGCUGUGGAGAGCUUCACGUGGAACAUCACCAUUCUGAAGGGCCAGGCGGAUCUACUGAAGCAUGCCCGAAGCGAAGUCCAGGAGAACCUCAAGCAGAUCCACUAUGCCGCGCUCACCUGUAAACUGACUAAAGGUAGCGCGGUGAGCGGUUCCUUCGGCUCUGAGUCCAAGAGCAGAUGCAGCCUUGAGGCCAUCCCGGAGAAGGCCAUCGCGGAGGAGGAGCUGACGGACGAGGACAACUAGACGCGCAGACCUGACGCCCACCUUCAGACCUCCACUCUGUUCUUGCCUCCUGAGCUCAAAACCCAAAGCUUUGCUCCUUCACCAGUCUGUGUCUUUACCCAGACAUCACUGCUCCGUGCACGCUAGUGUUUCUUCACAUUCCAUCACAAACAUUCCUGCAUCCCAAGCGCAGCUUUAACCUCUCUAACUUCUGCCAUCAGUAAAACGCUGCUUUUCCAGGCACGAGCUCAGUUCACCACACGGCUUCACUGCAAGUUAAUUCAAGUCUAGAUAACUGGCAAAUUACUAAUGGAGCAUUUGCUGCACAUGUGCCACCAAACCUUCCCAGUCAUCAAGCUCAGAUCUCUACAUCCUCCACGCCACUGCACAAGUUUGCUGCCAUUCGUCUAACCCCAACUCUUCUCCUGACUGAACCAGGAGAGAUGAGUGAACUACCAGCCACCAGACUGUUUAAGACAUUCAGCUGUUUGGAGACAGUGCACUUCUACUCAGCAGAACAGGUGUUAAGAAAAGAUAUGAAGGAAAAAAAGCCGCGGAUUGUUGUAAGAGAUUUCCUAAAGCACAAUUUUCUGGAUUUACUGUAUGAAUGUAACGGGACAGGAGGAACAACAAGCCGACGGGAGAAGUCAAUAAAUGGUAGACGAACACAUGUGAACGGGAGUAAAGAGCUGUUUACAAUACUGAACUUGUCCAUGUUUUUGUCUGCCAAAACAGUAUACUGUGUGUAUAUAUGGAGUUUUCUGUUACCUUUUUUUCUGCAGAGUGCAUCAUUUUAUUAUUGUACACUUGGAAAUACAAGAUUUAUUUUAUAAAAGAUAUAUGAAUAUGUCUGUGGAAAUACAAAGUUUUAUUUGUCUGUGGACAUCUGGUAACGAGGUUUAUCACGAGGAAAAGUGACCCGAGUUUUCCCGGUGGAGUGCGCCAACACGUCGAGACAGAAGGACGAAUAAGAGAAUGUAUUCAUACAGUUUCUUUGGUGCAAACAACAACAAAGUCUCAAAAUUCAGAACCAGCAACUGCACGGAAGAAACCGGUGACUGGACGUUAAUGCACUCAACAGCUUGCAGUUUUAAUCACAUUAGCGUUUCAUUGGGGAAUAUAUGGGGCUUUUAUUUUUGGAGCAUGCUCCUCCCACACGAGAGUGCUGAAACCUGUAAUAAAUAUUAAAAAGAUUAGAUUUCUUCCAAGAAAAAAAAAAGAAAAAAAGCCAAACCAAUUCCACAGAUAUUCAAAAUAAACCAAAUGAGAAAUCUGUUCUGGCUGUGGAAAAAAAAGAAAACUCAUCAGUCUGUUUUCUUGUAAUUACUUGGUUUUGCUGAGCAGAAUCAUUGAAUAGAUCCUACAGGGACUCAUCUCAAGGUUUCAAACACUGCCGCUCUCUAAGACACAGCUGAAGACACGCGUACAAGUUGACCUUUGGCCUCAGUGUCUUGGUGCAAAGGUCACGGCGAUAUUAAAUGGACACAGUAGUACUCUUCAAAAUUACAAAUAGGUAAUUUUGAAAAAGGUUUUGAAAACAACACCAAAUAAAAAUAAUUAACAAAAGAACUGAAUUAAAUAGAACAAAUUAUUGACCCCCCAAAAAAGUGCUGGAUGAGCCUUCAUCUUAUUGCAUCUACCAUUUUUAACAGACUGAAACAACCACAAGUCAAAACCAGUGUUCAACAAACAGUGAUAAUCAUCAACCAUUACACAGUCCAUAACAGCCGUCUUCAUGACAAUCACUGUGUUAAGUAAUGAAAUCUAUACGGACAAAGGUGACCUACAUGCUUGAAAUCACUAACCUCAUGUGUUGGGAGCUUUUGAGACAGGACCUCACAUUGUAGACUGGGUGCAGCCCCGUGACUUUGUCGCUGGUUAGUAAAAUCCUGUUAUGAAGCCGAGCGCUUUCCCCAUUUGUUUAAGACAACCCAAAGCUAGCGAUUGAUCCCAUCGUCAUUAGAAGCGUUUACGUUAUUAAGAAAGCGAAGAAGUCUGGGGUAUUUUACCAGAGAUUCCCCUACCAUCAGAGGUUUUUUGUACCCAGAGUCAUUGCUCCCCUGCUGGGGAGCAUGAAAGAACACAAGUUUAAAGCACAUUAGCUUCGCCAAAUCCAUCUUUUAUACUUUCCAUGUUUGAGAUGCUGAGAUAAACUCAAGUGCCUGGGAGGUCUGGGUAGGAGAGAGUUAUGUUUGGCCAAGGUGCAGGGAAGCCAUUGUGAGUACACGUUAAGUCACAAGUUUUAGUUGCGUUCAUUCAAUACUAAAUACUGACUGGCUAUAUUUAGAAAGCCCUGCACACUGAAAAUGUAACCUGUGCAUUUAUUUGUAACACCAUGUCCUCCACAAACCUUUAGUUGAAACCUGUCUUGCUAUUGCAGUACUGCGGUGCACCAUGGCAGAGGUGCCACAGGACUCCUUGUGUGUCUGAGACGUUAGCAGCUUUGAUAAGAAUGGCAGUAUUUGACACCAUGGGUAUGAGAACAUGCUGCACUCACUUUGUAUGGGAAGAAACAAAAGGCUAUGGAUUCAGUUUACGCCACAAAGAUGUUUCCCUGAAAUGCCUCAUUUUGCAGUUACCACAGCUCCACUUAUCCACUUUUAAGUUCUCACCUGACGAAAAACUGUAUCAUACAGCUCAAGCAGAUUCUGUCUGUGAUUAACAGCACUUUGACAACCCUUUGUAAGAAUAUAAACUCAGGGCUGAAGAGAUGGUAGAGAAGGACACCGACUUCAAAGUAAUAAAAGCUUCAUAUCCAUUCCUGGUGACAGAGCAGCAAUCGAUCCACAGUUACCCUUUGAUUAAACUGUGCCUCGCUACUGCUAACUAAAAGCAAGUGCAAGCAGGGACUGAGAAAAGGGCAUUGUCUUUGAACAUGACUUUACUGUGACGUUGCUCCAUUGACACGCCGGCUUGCCUUUCAUUUGUCCCUCCAAUAUUAUCUCUAUUUAUAAUCUCACAAUAGUAAAGUAGAUAUUUUUAAUUACUGGACAAAGGCGGCCUGAAAUAAUAAGUAUAUAUAAAAUAAUUAACCCUAGAAAAUUAUGUAAAAUGCACUUGACAUUUCAGAGCCUUUAAAAGGAGGCCGGUUAUGCUUGUCUUUUAUGUAUACACAUUAAAAAUAGUGGAUGUUCAUAUUUAACAUGGCCAGUUUCAAAUAUGGAGAUCAGCCUUUGUGUGAGUGACCUCUGUGGGCCUCCUGUUAUCCAACUGUGAGAGCGGAUAUCCCUAACGUGGUCACCUGAGGCGCACAGAAGCCUCACCCACCUAUUUAAAUGAUUUGUUCAUGAGGGGCAGCCAAUGAAGAGAAUCUGGUUGAGGUCAGACAGAUGAGGGACAGUGCUGAGGAUUAUUCUGAAAGCUACUCUACACGAGUCCAACAAUAAUCUAUUGGACCACAGAAGGUCUCGUUUUGAAAAUUUUCAAAACAAGUAUCUGAUUUGUUGCCUUAUGGGGAGAGCUUAAUGAUCUGAGGAGAGUACAAAUUAAGUCAGUGCGACUUUGACGCUGGUGUUGCGAUUUAGGAAGAGAUAAAGCUGAAACCUUAAAAAGUUUAACUGUGUGACUCUGCUCACCAGCUGCCCGUCUUUUACACUCAACAAACAUGACUUGGGUUGUGGCACGAUUUUUCUUUUAAAACAGGGUGGUAGCCCUUUUCAAACAAGCUGAACAUCAAUAUCUUUGUCCACAGAAUAAAAAUGAUUUAACUGCUAGCUGUCAGUGUAGCCAAACACAUCCAUAAAUGUCUGCAUCCUUUUUCAAAUUCUUCCUUGUUGCUCAUGAUAAUGUGCGUUUUUUUUUUUUCUUUUAAAUGCUGUCCACACCUCCUGCAGAUCAUAAACCCACAACAAGACGUCAGUGCUGUGCCAGUUGGCGUAUUUACAGUUGUUGUUGAGAGCAUUUCAGCUGUAUUUCAAGUCUCUUUACCUGUCAAAUAAAAAAGAAAAAAAAAUGAACUCAAUAAACAUUGUUGGAUAGAU